AUGCCAAACAAUUCGAUUAAGCUGUUAGCUCCUGACGUUCACAGGGGUCUUGCGGAGCUGGUCUCGAAGAGACUGGGAAUGAAGUUGACUGAUAGUAAGUUGAAAAGAGAUCCCACCGGUGAGGUUACUUUCUCCAUUGGUGAAUCUGUGAGAGAUCAAGACAUAUACAUUCUUACCCAGAUCGGUGCUGGUGAUGUAAAUGACAGAAUUCUAGAGUUGUUGAUCAUGAUCAAUGCAUCUAAAACUGCCUCUGCAAGAAGAAUCACCGCGGUCAUUCCAAACUUUCCUUACGCUAGACAAGACAGAAAGGAUAAAUCUCGUGCUCCUAUUACUGCUAAGUUGAUGGCUGACAUGCUGACCACAGCCGGUUGUGACCAUGUUAUCACCAUGGAAUUACACGCCUCUCAGAUCCAAGGUUUCUUCGACGUGCCUGUAGAUAACUUGUAUGCCGAGCCAAGUGUCGUUAAAUACAUCAAGGAGAACGUCAACGUUUCUGAGGCUAUCAUCAUCUCUCCUGAUGCCGGUGGUGCUAAACGUGCUGCAACUUUAGCCGAUCGUUUAGACCUAAAUUUUGCAUUAAUCCAUAAAGAAAGGGCUCGUGCUAACGAAGUUUCUCGUAUGGUUUUAGUCGGUGAUGUCACUGAUAAAGUUUGUAUCAUCGUAGAUGACAUGGCUGAUACAUGUGGUACCCUAGCUAAGGCUGCUGAAGUCUUACUAGAUAACAGAGCUAAAUCUGUCAUUGCUAUAGUGACCCAUGGUAUUUUAUCCGGUAAUGCUAUUAAUAACAUUAACAAUUCUAAAUUAGAUAGAGUUGUUUGCACUAACACAGUACCAUUCGAAGCUAAGAUGAGAAUGUGUCCUAAGUUAGCUAUUAUAGAUAUUAGUGGUGUUUUGGCUGAAAGUAUACGUCGUUUGCAUAAUGGUGAAAGUAUUUCCUACUUAUUCAAACAUUAUCCUCUAUAG
Messenger RNA from Tetrapisispora phaffii CBS 4417, 963 nucleotides. RefSeq names its product ribose phosphate diphosphokinase subunit PRS3 (gene PRS3). Gene Ontology annotation, biological process: 5-phosphoribose 1-diphosphate biosynthetic process; regulation of cell size; purine nucleotide biosynthetic process. The coding region runs from base 1 to 963 and encodes 320 amino acids. NCBI's taxonomy places the organism in Eukaryota, Fungi, Ascomycota, Saccharomycetes, Saccharomycetales, Saccharomycetaceae. Gene Ontology annotation, cellular component: ribose phosphate diphosphokinase complex; cytoplasm. Gene Ontology annotation, molecular function: magnesium ion binding; ribose phosphate diphosphokinase activity. The transcript has a single exon. The record is from RefSeq and is a predicted model, not a curated record.